Messenger RNA from Saxophila tyrrhenica, 2094 nucleotides. It is a transcript of the gene ESF1, whose product is annotated as pre-rRNA-processing protein esf1. Bases 1 to 2094 code for a protein of 697 amino acids. The record is from RefSeq and is a predicted model, not a curated record. Gene Ontology annotation, biological process: rRNA processing. Gene Ontology annotation, cellular component: nucleus. The transcript has a single exon. Gene Ontology annotation, molecular function: RNA binding. Lineage: Eukaryota; Fungi; Ascomycota; Dothideomycetes; Mycosphaerellales; Extremaceae.
AUGGCUGACUCACGCUUCGACGCUCUGUCGACUGACCCACGAUAUCGAUUACCGAAUCGCAAAGAAGGUCGUACAGCAGUCGAUCCACGCUUCAAGCGCAUAUUCAAGGACCGAGACUUCCGCCAGAAGGCCACUGUCGAUCGAUAUGGACGCAAGGUUGACCCGAAAAGCGGGAAGCAGAAACUGGAAAGGCUGUACAGGGUAGAGAAGGACGACGGAAAGUCCAAGUCAAAGCAGAGGUUUGGAAGGGAAGUGGUUGGUAGCUCAGAAGAAGACAGCGAAGACGACGAGGACUCGGAAGCCGAGGCGGCGGUGAAGAAGCGGGAUCCGGCCAGAGAGGGUGGCUUCUCUGAGUCAGAGUCAGAGUCUGAAGAAGAGAGCGCAUCGGACGAGGAGAGCGAAGAUGAAGCAGAGCUUGCGGAGGAGACUGCCGGCCAGGAGCAGACGGAGAGCAUCCCAAUGGGCGAGGUGUCGAGAAGAAUCGCAGCUGUCAAUCUGGACUGGGACAAUCUCAGAGCCUCAGAUAUUAUGGCAGUUGCCUCCAGCUUUGUGCCAGUUGACGGACGGAUCGAGAGUGUGAGAGUAUACCCAAGCGAGUUCGGACAAGAGCGCAUGCAGCGCGAGGAGCUAGAGGGACCACCGAGAGAGAUCUUCGCCAGCUCUAAGCGACAUGCGGAGGAUGAUGAAUCAGGCAGCGACGAGGAAGACGACGAAGAGGGAGAUACGAAGAUCGAACGACAGCUACAACAAGACCAGGUCAACGAAGGUGAUGAAUUCGACACUGCGAAGCUUCGGCAAUAUCAGCUUGAACGGUUGCGGUAUCACUAUGCCGUCUUGACUUGCUCGAACAAGACAACCGCCAAGGCUAUCUACGACUCCAUGGAUGGUCGCGAGUACCUUACCAGUGCAAACUUCUUUGACCUCCGCUUCAUUCCUGACGAGACCUCGUUUGAUGACGAUAAGCCUCGAGAUGAGUGCACGAAGCUGCCAGACGGCUACAGGCCCAACGACUUCCGCACAGAGGCACUGACGCAUUCCAACGUACGAUUAACCUGGGACGACGAUGAUCCGACAAGGAAGGAAGUGCAGAAGCGGGCCUUCUCGCGAGCUGAGAUGGAUGAAAAUGAUCUUCAGGCAUACAUUGGUAGUGACUCCAGUGAUGCUGAGAGCACGGCUUCCCGAAAGUCCACAGCUGAAGAUCGAAAAGCAAAGAAGCGGGAGGCUGAGAGAGCAAAGAUGAGAGCUGCGCUCGGACUGGCAGCGGAAUCGCACAAGGCCGACGGAGCAACGAAGAAGAAGGGCGACGAGGUAGUCGGAGACAUGCAGAUCACUUUCACUUCGGGUCUUGGCGGAAGCGGUGCAGGUGAGAAGAGCGUGUUCGAGAACGAGCCGCAGGAUGAGGAAAGCACGAGAGAUCGGUACAUUCGCAAAGAGCGUGAGAGGAAGCAAAAGCGGAAGGAGAAGAUGAAGGCUUCGAGACCUGCUGAGGCAGCAGAGGAGGAUGAUCAAGAGGAAGAUGCUGCGAUUGAUGACCAAGGUUUCGAUGACCCAUUCUUUACUGACCCCACAGCUGCCGCUGCUGCGGAGAAGAAAGCGAAGAAGGAUGCUCGCAAGCAGAAACUUGCAGCUCAAGCCGCGCAGGACGAAGAAGCAGCUUCACGGCGUGCAGAGCUCGAGCUGCUCAUGGUGGAAGACCAAGGCGACAGCACGAAGCACUUUGACAUGCGCGAGAUCGAGAAGGCAGAGAAGGAGGCUCGGAGGAAAGGUAAGAAGAAGGAUAAGAAAAGCAAAAAGAGGAUUGUUGAGCAGAACGAGGAUGGCUUCACGAUGGAGACGGAAGACCCACGAUUCAAGGCAUUGUUUGAGAGUCACGAGUAUGCUAUUGAUCCGACGAAUCCGAAGUUCAAGAAGACGGAAGGGAUGUCGAAGCUACUGGAGGAGGGCAGGAAGAAGAGGAAGUUGCGGGAGGUUGAUGAAGAUGAUGAGGUUGGCGAGCCUCGUGACAAGAAGAAGACGGCUAAGGGUGCUGGUGGGAAGGGAGAGCUAGAGGGGCUUGUGAAGAGGUUGAAGGGAGGCUCAAAGUCGAAGAAGUAG